CGGAAAGAUCAUCUCGGGAAUCAAGCGCGAGCCAAUCUACAGCGCGUGCUCGCUCUGAGUCCUUUUAUUUACCAUGAAGACGGAAUGGGGUUUUAUUAUAUGGACCGCGAUGCUUCUUCACUUUUCUGUUAUAAAAGGUAAGACGUCAGAUGCACCCCCAGACUUAACCUUCAACAGCAAUCCUACUGAAGUCAUUCCUAAGGAUGUGACUUCAAAAAGUGUCCUUUUGGAAUCACGACCCAGUUUAGCCUAUCAAAGCAGCUCCUUGCCUUCUUCUCCAAAUCCUGAGAUCACAACUACGAUUCCUCCUUCAUCACAAUCAACCAUAGACAACGCAACGCACAGCAACAUCUCUACUUCAAAGACACCUGCACUGCAAAAUGUCACCACCCUCUUCAUGGAAACAGCCUCAGUACCAGCCACUAGUAGCACACCACGCUCCCCUGAGCAAAGCACCAUUUCAGAAUCAGCAGUCACAGCAGCUCCUGCAUCAUCCAUCAAUCCAAGUGAAAGACAUCAGACGUACUCUCUAACCAGCAAUGUGGCGCAGAAGACGCAAACCGCUGUACCAGUCACUCCCUCCUAUCCAACGGCAUCUCAGUUCGCACCGACCGGGAGUUCAAAGGUCACUGGUCCUGCUCCACUGGAAGACAAAGAUGAACCUUCUGAACUGGAUGUAGGAGAUGAAGAAUCAGGAAAAGUUUCACACCGACAAGCCUCCCCGCUGGACCCCUUGCUCGCCGCUCUGGUCUCCAUUUUUAUUAUUUGCACUGCCAUGGUCUCAGCAGUCCUCUUCCUCAGGUUCCGUCAGCGGAGUGAACAUCCGGAGUUUCAUCGGCUUCAAGACCUCCCUAUGGAUGAUCUUCUAGAAGACACACCAUUGUCAAGAUACAGCUAUUAGCAAGGCAGAUCUCAGGAAUUCUGGUUUAUUAUUUGGUUGCUUAGGCACCCAGUAGAGUCCUGGUGUUAACUGUACAUCCAUUUCCCAAAAUGAUCCACUGUCUCUACUGAUCUAAGAUUGUGUUUAAUGGUUCUCAGGAGUUAUAUAUUAUAUAAUACGUGGCAAACUGCCUAGAAUAAUAAAAAAUACAGGUUACAGACACAAAAAUUGGAAAUUGACACAGAUUCGACAUCCCUGGCGGUUGAUAUUGUCUUGAAAGCUGAAAGGUUAAUAUUUUUAGAGCUGUAAUAUCAGGAAUAACAAAACUUACUGUUCUUAAAUGCUUUCUGCUUUACUAGAAACAACAGUUGGUCAGUUGCGUAGGAACAUUGUAUCUAUAACUUUGGUGAAUUCAUUACAUUUAUAGACACAACCAUCCCAAGAACCAAUAGAAAUGCCUCUGAACUAUUGCACUCUUAUAGCAACGACAUAGUGUGGUGUGAAUAGUAGACUUUCUAAAAAUUCUUCAAUUCAAAAAUUGAGUAAAAAGUUGAGAUUAAACCUGAAUUGUGUUCUUGAUAUUUAUGACAAAGUUGAUUGUGUAGACAGGUUAGAGGUAAAAUAACUUUUUGAAAAACGCUUUGGAAAAGGGAGUCGGACCGAGUACCAAAACCCACUUGUAGCCAAUCAGCAUUAAGGGGCGUGUCUACUAACUGACAUCAUUGCCUGGGUUGUGUAUGUGUGGGGCGGGUCUAUCAAAAGAAGGUCCAGAUUCUAUUGGGGUAGGGGUGUGUUUGUUUAGGUGAAUUUAAAUGUCAAAAUUGGCUUUCAGAGAUCGUGCACCCCGCCUUUAAAAUGUAUUUAAGCAUAUUUACUUAUGCCUACUCUGGUAUUUGUGGUAAACCUAGUGCCUAAUGUAUUUUGUGCCAAAAAGGAUUUACAGUGAACUCACUGAUAAAUAUAUAUUGCGCUGUUGUGUUGUUGAGACUUGUAAAAAGUUUGUAAUAAAAAAGAAACAUGUU
Messenger RNA from Misgurnus anguillicaudatus (oriental weatherfish), 1902 nucleotides. RefSeq lists its product as uncharacterized. NCBI's taxonomy places the organism in Eukaryota, Metazoa, Chordata, Actinopteri, Cypriniformes, Cobitidae. The record is from RefSeq and is a predicted model, not a curated record.